AUGGAGGAACACAACUCUCUAGCUGCAGAUUUAAGUGGGACGGACCUUUCAAACUUGUUCCCGCUGAUCGACAGAGAGAACGUACAUGGGCUCAACUUGGCAAUACCAGAGCAGGCUAAAGCAGUCAUCAAACCGUGGAGUGAGCGUGAGGAUACCACUGUAUAUGCAGACUCCGGUGUAGAUGAUCAAAUGAUCAUACAUGUGCCCUUCGCACAGAACGUGCGCGUUAAGUCUAUUAUACUCAAAUUAGGCAGAGGUGAAUUUACACCCCGCCACCUCCGGGUGUAUGCGAAUUACCCCAACAUCAUCGAUUUCAGCGACGCUGAAAACACAAACCCGCAUUUAAACAUCAGUCUCUUGGAGGGCGAGACUGCAGUGGUUGAAUACCCUUUGAAGGUUGCAGCAUUUUCCAGUGUUCAUUCCUUGAGCUUGUACUUCGGCGAUUCAGUUGGUGGAGAGCUUUCUCGCAUCUACUACCUGGGAUUCAAGGGAGAUGUGCGGACUCUACGGAAAGAGGGAACAAAUAAGUUAGAGGUACCUGCUGCUGAUGCGGCUGAUGCACCCCUUGUAGAUCGCCUUGCACAGAAGACAGGAGGGCAACAGACUACUGCCCGGUGA
Suillus paluster is the source of this 618-nucleotide messenger RNA. Its product is annotated as galactose-binding domain-like protein. Bases 1 to 618 code for a protein of 205 amino acids. Gene Ontology annotation, cellular component: nucleus. The transcript has 5 exons. Lineage: Eukaryota; Fungi; Basidiomycota; Agaricomycetes; Boletales; Suillaceae. The record is from RefSeq and is a predicted model, not a curated record.